AUGAAGAGAGGAAAAAUUAAGCUCGAGUUCAUUGAGAAUUCAAUUGCAAGAAAAGUAGCAUUAACAAAGAGGGCAACUGCCAUUUCAAAGAAGUCAACUGAACUCGAAAUUCUUUGUGAGGUGAGUAUUGUAUAUGCUUUCUUUAACAUCAAUGAGGUUGAGCCAUUCGAAGUGUUUCCAUCUCUUACAGUCGUGAAGGAUAUUAUGUCUCAUGUAAUGAACAUGACACCUGUUGAACGUACCCAAAAGGCAACGACUCAAGAAGCCUACCUUUCUGAAAGGAUCACUAAAGAUUACUCCAAAUUGGAAACUUUGAAGGAGAAGAACAUCCUAUCUGAAGGUCUAGAAUUCUUGUGCAAACUUUUUGAAGGUAGUAUUGAAUUUAAUCAAAUUGAAGGACGAACUCUUUAUUGCAUGAAUCAAGUUAUAGUUGAAAAGUUUAAGGAUAUUAGAAAUAAAAACCAAUCCCAAAACAUGAAUAGUCAUGCCGAUGAAGACGACAAUGCGCUCGAUGAUGAUGUUCAACUCCAACUUCCUAAUGACGAGGGUAAUACUGUUCCUUAUUUUAAUCCUUCACAAGGAAAUUUUAUUGGUUAUGGUAACUUUGUUUCUGACCUUCCACCAGGCCAAUUUAUUAAUGGUAUUGGUAACAUUAUCGAUUAUGCUUGUCCAUCCCAUCGUACUAAUGUCUAUUAUCCUCCUGCACCCCAACAAGGAGCAGCAAUCUUCAACAACAUGGCUCACUUACCCUGUUCAAUGCAACCAACAUUACAGAUUCAGUAUGACCAAACCAAGGAUGGACCUAGUAAUAAUUGGAUUACAUACAGUGGAUCUUCUAGCAACACUAAUAAUGAUACUCAUCAAUCUAGAUGUGAUUGA
Messenger RNA from Impatiens glandulifera, 879 nucleotides. RefSeq names its product agamous-like MADS-box protein MADS2. Bases 1 to 879 code for a protein of 292 amino acids. The record is from RefSeq and is a predicted model, not a curated record. The transcript has a single exon. NCBI's taxonomy places the organism in Eukaryota, Viridiplantae, Streptophyta, Magnoliopsida, Ericales, Balsaminaceae. Gene Ontology annotation, molecular function: protein dimerization activity; DNA binding.